Messenger RNA from Macrosteles quadrilineatus (aster leafhopper), 1634 nucleotides. Its product is annotated as UNC93-like protein MFSD11. The record is from RefSeq and is a predicted model, not a curated record. The transcript has 9 exons. NCBI's taxonomy places the organism in Eukaryota, Metazoa, Arthropoda, Insecta, Hemiptera, Cicadellidae. Bases 282 to 1634 code for a protein of 450 amino acids.
CUUCCGCAUUACCAAUACACCGGUCUACUUGUCAUGUUUACAAUUUUAUUUUAUCGUCCGUAUUUGUGUGUGCACUAUGUGUUUGUGUACGUGUAUGUGUAUAAAACUGUUAAUCCUGACGACCUUCAUGUGAAGUAACCAUCCUUGUACACACCUGAUGAUGACCUCUUACCAGGUCGAAACUAGUUGUGGAAUACAACAAUUGAAUUGCCAGAAUCAGGAUGCUUUGACAAGACAUAUAGAUUUUCCGACAGCCGCAAUAAUAAGAUUAACCUGACAACAUGUGGCUAAAGAUGGACAAAGAGCUUGUUUGUAUUCUUGGGCUGAGUUUAAGUUUCUUCUUCUUGUUUGCUGCCGACUUCACAAUGGUCAACAUGCAGAAAACAGUUACAUCAAGCAUAGCCAGUGAAAAAGCGGACUUCAGAAUAGAUGGGUACGUGAUGAUAGGAAUCACUUACACCGUGUUUGCUGCAACACUCUGGUUUGGCUCAUAUGUAACUCAUGCCCUUGGUCCAAAAAUCACAAUGGCAAUUGCUGCUGUAUUGUACCUUAUUUACAUCGCCUCUUACCUUUCUGAAUGCUCAUGGGUUAUCUACAUAGCCUCUGUGUCAGUGGGUUUAGGCGCUGGAAUACUCUGGCCUGCAGAGGGACAAUAUAUGAUUGGAAACUCUUCCAGCAAAAACACGGCAAGAAACGUUGGCAUUUUCUGGCUUAUCUACAGCAGUUCGAGCAUGAUGGGGAACACAUUUGUUUAUUUUACCUUCCAUGAUAAAAAGCACAUUGAUCAAGUGACAAGAAGAACUGCCAUUUCUAUUUUAACAGUUAUCAAUAUCAUAGCUAUUGUUGCAUUCUGCCUGUUGCCAAAGCCGUUGUAUGAACUCAAAUCGAAUGACUACGGUCCUUUCAAGACAAUGAAGCAGAGUUGGAAAAUAUUGACGUCCUCCAGAAUGAUAUGGCUUGUAAUUACUUUCUGUUACACAGGUUUACAACAGUCUUUCUGGAAUGGAAUCUACAGUCCAAGUAUUGGCUUUACUUUGGCCUUUGGAAAUUCAUCCAAAGAAUUGGUUGCGCUUAGUGGAAUCUUUAUGAGCAUUGGUGCUGUAUUGGGUGGACUGUGUCAGAUUCUGCUGUCGGAUAGAUUGGCUAAGUAUUCUUGGGCUCGGAGGAUGGUUGUGUUGUUUGGAGCUUUGGCUCAAGGAGUGACAUAUCUCAUAACCUUCCUCAACCUCCCAGACACAGCUGUGUUUGGUGACACGGAGGACGUCAGCAUCAUUAAACCUCCGAGUGCUGCUCUUGCCUUACUGGGCAGUUUCCUGAUCAACUUCGGAGAUGCUUGUAUAUCCACCCAGAUUUACACUUUUAUCGGAGACCAUUACAGAGACAACAUAGCUGAGUCCGUAGCUCUGUAUAAGUUUGUCAAGAGUGUAUUGGUAGCAGCAAGUUUCUACUGGUGCAGUCAUGUUGGUCUACACACUCAAGUCGCGGUGACUGCUACAGUCGCUGUGUUUGGAGUUCUGGCGUUCUUUGUGGCAGACAGAGAUGCUUCACAGCCGCUUGUUCAAUUGGAAGUGAAAAAUGUGUCAAAUAUGACUAAUGUCAAUUCUAGUCCUGAGGCAAUAAAUAAAAAAAUGUGA